CUAUUCGGAGCGCGCCACGGGGUUUUCUCGGGUUGCGCGCAGGGGCGAGGAGUCCAUCGCGAUGCCUAUUCAAAAGGGAAAAAGGUGUGAGUCGAUUCCUGGAACCGACUCCUUCAAGUCCCGUUUAUAACCACUGAAUCAGAAUCGGAGUCGACUCAGAAUUCUGGAGUCAAGUGAUACAUUGAGUAUGAAUGGAAGUAAAACUACACUACCCACAAACCCACUCGUUUCCAUAGCAACCAGGCAUUCUUUUAGAUGCAUAGGCAGAGAUGUGAACUUAACGUGGAUAAUGUACUGCCACCUUUACAAGAGAGAUAAAGGAACAAACAGAAGAAUUCAUGGAGUUUAAUGGACGGACUGUUCCUCUGUUCCAGUCGGCCAGUGACAGGAGUUUUAUGAAAUCACUGAAAGAGUUUAUAAAGACUGAAAAAGAGCAGUUAUGCUGUCCUGAUGAAGGACCUGAUGAACAGAGAUAUACCAUUUACAGCACAGCUUUCGAUAAGAUAAUCGACUACGCUACAGCUUACAAAGCCAUUCUCACAGCCAUCAAGAAAGAAUACGAUGACUCCGUUGCCUUGGUGAAGGACGAUCAGCAUCAGGCUCAGCUUGCUCAUGGAAAACUGAAGGCCAUGCUGGCUCAACCCACAUCCUUCAUGUACUAUCGUAGAAGAGCUGAUCAGCUGCAGGAGAGGAUUGCAACCAUUCAGAGAAACACUGCAGAUUUACAGUCAGAGAUAAAAAGGCUUCAAGAGUCCAGAAGUAAACAACAAAAUUCCCAACAACAGGAAACGUUAGAGCUCGCACUUCCUGCCGGUCCAAUACCAGGUCUUACUCUGAGUGAGUCGUUAAAUCCAGAAUCCUUGGAUAAACAUCUGGAGCAUUUGGAGCGGAAGAGAAUCGAAUUGUUGAAUAAGAAACAGAGCCAGUGUGUUCCAGUGCAGGUCCGGAUCGAACUGGAUGUAAAAAUGAAGGCUGUAUUGAACCAAAGGGAUGAACUUUCUGUAGAGAACGACAAACUGUUGCUCAGGUAUAAACAGCUGACGUACCUGAAGGAAACCAUCAGCCGUUGGGAAAAAUCAGGAAGCCGAGCUCCUCUCCUCGAGUUCCUCUCCUCUGAACUGAAGCAUGUGUCGGAAAUCAAAGUCUCCGAAGAUGACCGCCUCGGCUUCCUGGCUGAAAGUUCAGAAUAUGAUGAUCCUGGAAAAAUCCAAGAAUCGAAACGUCUGGCGGAUUACGUCGAGAGGUUUGUCCAGCUGUUUCAAUCCGGCGACUACGAAACUGCUGCUUUUCACGCCGCCACUUCUCCUCAUGGAGUCCUGAGGAACAUCGACGUCCUGGAGAAAUUCAAAGCGAUCACAUCGUACCAGGAAGCGGUUCAUCCUGUUCUGCUCUUCUUCCGGAUCUUGAUGAUCUCGGCGCCGCCUGGGAAACCACUGCCGGAAAAGUUGUCUGUGGAGGGGGUCUGGUGCGCCCUGCAGCACGGCUACGUCGAGCUGGUGAUGUUUGGCGUGUCUCAACACAGGCUGACCUACACUGAGGAGUUAGGUGAUCUGCUCUGUAGCCAUGGACAUGAUGACCUACGUGUAGUGGACACCUGCUUAGCCCUUGCUCAGAUGGUUUACUCGGCCUGCGGCGUGAGCAGAAAAACCGCACUGAGCAUGUGCAAGAGAGGCCUGACUGGAGCAGCUUUAGAGUUUAUUUACAACAACAAAGAAUUCACAAUCGAAGACUGUGUGUUCGUGUUGAGGGAACUUCCCAGCGUGGCUCUGCUGCAGGAUUUCACUCAGCCAUGUGACGGAACGCCGGCGCUGAUGUCCGUUGGGUUUAUCUGCCGUUAUCUUCUCAACUCUGACCUGGAGGAUCUGGCCUUCCAACUGCUGGAGCAGAUUCAAGCUGGAGGACAAGGUGUGUUCGAGAAAACCGUGCUGGAGGAUGACAUGUGCAGCGUGGACGGCUGGAGCGAAGUCGCCACCCGAUGCGAGCAAACCGGCCGGCUUUCCCUGGCGCAGGACAUCACCUCCAUACUGCUGCUCCAGAACGGAGCGGUGCGUCUCUCUCCAGACCUGGAAGGCGCUAAGCUCAUGGAGCAUGUCUUCAUGUAGAGAACUGACCACCAGGUGGAGCCCGUGAGUCGGCUUUUUUUUUUUCAAGUACAAGGAGAUCAUCGUAAUUUCCUGUUCAGUGCAUCAGCACUUUUUUAUCGAACACACCAUGCACAUGGAGAGGAGAUAACUGUAAAAAUAAAUAAAUAAAUAAAUAAAUUAAAGACGUCACUGUGUUUUAGCUCAGAUGUGUACAGGUCACUGUCGCUGUUAUUUUUUUAUGCAGAGGAGAGAGAAGGCCAGCUUUGUGAUCUCCCCCGCAGCACACUGAGCUCUUUGUCACGUCGCUUAGCCUCUAUGGUAACAAGACACAUGAAAGCAAGUGACGCCUCCUCAGUCUACAAACACCCACAUUCACUGAUCAUUUUCUCACAGAAAACACACACACACACACACACACACACAGAACCUAGUCAUUAUCCACAAACACACACAGCACA
Hemibagrus wyckioides is the source of this 2542-nucleotide messenger RNA. Its product is annotated as clathrin heavy chain linker domain-containing protein 1-like. NCBI's taxonomy places the organism in Eukaryota, Metazoa, Chordata, Actinopteri, Siluriformes, Bagridae. The record is from RefSeq and is a predicted model, not a curated record. Bases 339 to 2102 code for a protein of 587 amino acids. The transcript is spliced from 12 exons.